AUGGGCAAACAGGAAGCUAUGGAAGAAGCGGUGCCGGCCAAACAAGAGCCCAAGAAAACCGAGCAGAGAAGAAAAGAAAGGAGACCUCAACAAUCUGCGGAUUUCUUCAAAUGUUUCUACGAGGCUGACUAUUUGCUUUUUAAGGGCUUCUGUUUCUUUAUUUAUGGUGCCUAUGGUGGAUUCAUCCCCUAUUUACCUUUGUAUUUCAAGCAGCUAUUUUUAGGUGCAAGCUAUGCCGGAAUAAUCGUGGGUAUUCGCCCAUUAAUCCAAUGCAUCGGAGCACCAUUUUGGGGAAUUAUAGCUGAUCGUUACCACGCAGGGAGGAUAAUAUUUUUGGGGAGCGUUGUGGCUUGGAUUGUCAAAGCUGGCGUUCUGCUUACUGUUCGUCCGCAUUACCAACACUGUGUGGAAAUCUACACGAACAAUACAGCGAACUUAACCUACGUGUAUGCAUACGAUCUGUGGAACGCUGAGGAAGAAAAUCGAGGGCAUUGGUUGGUUGUGCCCCUAGACCAUCCGAUCGUAAUCAAACAUAAUAAAAUAGUUACAGUAGAUCAGUCCAAAGGAAAAGAGAACCUGAACCGUGGUUCUCAACCAGGAAAUGCUUUAAAGAAAAGUGGGCCUGUUAAACAACAAAAAAUUACCGAGAACGAAGAAAAAGCAAAAGCAAAUGACAGCAAAGCCGCACAAGAAACAAAAAAGCGCAAAGUUUUUAUGGACGACGAGUCGGAAAGCAGGGAACUCGCCCCUCUCAUAGACCAAGUUGAAGACGAAACCACUACGGCUGGUAAUUUUGAAGAGAUGAGUAAAACGCUAAACCUAAAACUAUUCCGUAAAGCAAAAGUUUACAGCAAGGAGUUACAAGCGCCAAUUCAAUUCAUAACGCUAAUUGAUACGUCGGAAACUGAGUUCAUGUUCAUCUUGUUUCUACUCAUCAUUGUAAUUGGGGAAUUUUUCGAGUCCCCCACUUAUGCGCUUUCAGAUGCGUCACUCCUCAAACGACUUGGUGACGACAGAGCAUACUAUGGUCGAAUUCGGAUGUGGGGUUCUCUCGGCUGGGCACUGGCAUCGGCAAUGGUUGGGCUUAUAGUUAUGUCCUCUACAUAUAAACUUUGCGAGGUAAAACAAAAUAACUAUGUCAUUGCAUUCUACAUUUUCAUUGCUUUUGUGGCCGCGGCAUUUGUCCAUGGCUUGUGGUUUCGCUUCAAAUACGACGAGGAGAAGAAUUUCGAAGACAUUGGAAAAGUCGCACCCUUGCUUCUAAAUCUGCGUCACACCUCUUUUCUGUUCGCAACUCUAUACACAGGCUUCUGUUACGGGAUACUGGUCCACUUUGUGAACUGGUACAUUGAUGACCUGGGUGGAUCCAGUAGCAUAAUGGGCGCUGCAGGAGCCGCCAGGGAAAUUGCCGCUUUAAUCAUGUUUGCUUUCAGCACUACAGCCUUAGAAGCUCUAGGUAACGUGAACUCAAUGGCGUUUUGUCUCAUGUCGUAUAUCAUUUGCUUCAUUUGCUACUCAGUCCUCAAGGAUCCGUGGAUGACGGUAGCUUUGGAGGUACUGGAUGGCGCUACCUAUGGUCUUGUGUGGUCUACUUGUGUUAAUUAUAUGAGCAGCGUGGGUUCCCAGCUUGGUAUCAUUGAAACUACUCAAGGUAGGUUCCCGAAAAAGCAAUACAAACCCUUUCAUGGCGGCCAAUUCUCGUAAACGAACAGGUUUUAUUAAUAACAGCUAACCCAACCUACAUAUGGUCUCUGGGACACCGUACCCCCCACCCCUGCGGAGAUCUUUCUCCCCGCUCUCGGAGUAUCCCUGAGAGCUUGCUUACGGGCUAUCCAGUAAGGGGUAAGGGGCUUGUCUAGAACAAGGAAUCGAGAAUGCUGGAAUACAGAUUAUGAAAUGCAGAACCCCGACUCAGGACUCCACAAACUGUUUUCGCCCCUUCGCUAAAAAGAUGAUUUAAUUACCUGUAGAAAGAUUAGUAUUCACAGUAUUAGCUAUGGUGUUACACAAAAAAAUUAAAGGCAAGAAUUAGACCUUUCAAGUAAUUGGUGUUAGGCAACUUUUUAAUCUCGCGAAAGGUUUACAAUUUGAGUGAGUGAUUGAGUGGGCUUCAAGGGUUGAGCAAGAUUUAGAAGGUGUUAAGAGGAACAGAUAACGGCAGUUAUGAUUACACUAAAAGACUCCCACGGCGGAUUUGGGAGACGGGGAUUUAGAAAACUUUGCGUAUCUCCGGAAAAAUCCUAGCUACGUUAAUUAAAUGAUCUACCCUGGCGUGCCAGAGACUUCAUUCGAGACGUCCCAAGAUAUCUCCGCCGCACUCGAUUGCAAGCACUCGCGCGAGAAAGACCUUUUGGUACCCAGGGUUCUGGUGACCGUUCGUCCCACGAAAUCAACAGGAAUCAAACGCCUGACUGCAGAGACCGUUUGAUUUAGAUUCCCUCUGCCCCAAGCUAUUCACUAGAAAAAAAAUAUUUCUGUUAACACGAAAAAUUUAUUAUCCUUCCAGGUAUUCUCCAAGGCAUAUUUUGGGGUCUAGGUAAUGGCGGCGGAACUAUGAUCAGCGGGAAUCUGAUUGAAGUGUAUGGCGUAAUUAACACGAUGCGAGCCUUUGCAAUAGCCGGUCUUGUGGUACUCGCUAUACUUGUUAUAUCGCAGUACGCAGGAAGCCUGUUGGAAGAGAAAAACAAGGGCAGAAAAGAAUAUGAGAAGUUAUCGGCGGAAAGCGAUGAAUCAAAAAGCGAAGAGGGAAGCGAAGGAGGUAAUGUACUUCCUAGGCAGACUGACUAUUAA
Messenger RNA from Porites lobata, 2790 nucleotides. The record is from the annotation of a GenBank genome assembly. Lineage: Eukaryota; Metazoa; Cnidaria; Anthozoa; Scleractinia; Poritidae.